AUGUUGAAAUUACAGAAUAUACAAGAAAGACCAAAUAUAAGUGAAACAUGGAAAGAAGUAGAACAAACAGUAAAAACCAUAGCUGAAGAAGUACUUGGGUACAUACCAGGAAAAACAAGGAAAAUGUGGUUCAAUGAAGAAUGUAAAAGAGCUUCACAUGAAAACGAUAGAGCCCGCAUGAAAGUCCUACAAGAACUCAAUAAAGAUAACAAAAGAUUGUUAGCACUUAAAAAAAGAGAGGUAAAAAAGGUGAUUAGAGUGAAUAAGAGACUGUGGGAAAAAGAACGCAUUCAAACUAUCAAAAAUAAUAAAAAUAGGCAUUCGAAAAUAUUUUUUGAAAAAGCAAAUGAAGUAAGACAUGGCUACAAGUCCAGACCAACGGUUAUGAGAAAAAGUGAUGGAACUCUUCUAACAGGCAACAAAGAAAUUGCAUGUGAAUUCAAAGAUAUGUUUACAAAGCUUAUGAACCAGCCAAUAAUUAAUAUCACUGUAAACGAGCUAACGACUGUAGAACAGCUACUUGAAAACGAUUGUAACGAUUAA
Cinara cedri is the source of this 543-nucleotide messenger RNA. NCBI's taxonomy places the organism in Eukaryota, Metazoa, Arthropoda, Insecta, Hemiptera, Aphididae. The record is from the annotation of a GenBank genome assembly.